Molecule: messenger RNA, 483 nt
Organism: Eutrema salsugineum
Lineage: Eukaryota; Viridiplantae; Streptophyta; Magnoliopsida; Brassicales; Brassicaceae
Product: disease resistance-like protein CSA1
Exons: 2
Coding region: 1-483 (160 amino acids)
Biological process (GO): signal transduction
Source: RefSeq, a predicted model, not a curated record
AUGUCCAAGGCAACUUCUUCCAAUGGCUCUGAAAAUCGCCAACCUCAACACGAAGUGUUUAUAAAUUUCCGGGGAAAGGAGGUCCGAGGCAACUUCGCAAGUCAUCUAAAAAAUGCCUUGAUAAGAGAAGGCAUCAAUGUUUUCACAGACAAUAACGAGAGGAUGGGAAAAGCUUUGGACAUAUUUUUUACGAGGAUUGAGGAGUCCAAGAUUGCGAUCGCAAUCAUCUCAAGCUUGUACACGGAAUCGAAGUGGUGCUUAAAUGAGCUCGUAAAGAUCCACGAAUGUGUGAAGAAAGAGACAUUGGAGGUGUUUCCAGUGUUCUACAAAGUCAAUGUUGACACGGUGAAGAGACGGAAAGAAAAAUUUGGUGAGAAUUUCGACAGAUUAGUGAAAAAAGAGCAUACAGAACGUAAAAAAUGGUCAAGAGCUCUGAGGUUUGUGGCCGGGAUUAAGGGCGAGGUAGUAGAUGAAAAGAGAUGA